Messenger RNA from Fusarium fujikuroi IMI 58289, 951 nucleotides. Its product is annotated as probable GTP cyclohydrolase I. The coding region runs from base 1 to 951 and encodes 316 amino acids. Gene Ontology annotation, biological process: tetrahydrobiopterin biosynthetic process; tetrahydrofolate biosynthetic process. The transcript has 4 exons. Gene Ontology annotation, cellular component: cytoplasm. Lineage: Eukaryota; Fungi; Ascomycota; Sordariomycetes; Hypocreales; Nectriaceae. The record is from RefSeq and is a predicted model, not a curated record. Gene Ontology annotation, molecular function: GTP cyclohydrolase I activity; zinc ion binding; GTP binding.
AUGCCUACCUCCGAAGACGGAAAGAAGAGAUCCCACGACGUCGCAAGCAUCUCGGGCUCCUCGUCCAGCAGCGACGACUCCCGCAGGCGCCGCCGCGAGCGCAAGGAGAAGAAGAGGAAGAACGGCGACGCUGUCGCUGUCGCUGUCAAUGGCGCAAAGCCCAGUGCCUUCGCUCAGCGUCGCAAUAGCUUGGCCAAAGCUUCGCGAGAUCCCCGCGAUGAACCUCUCCCCCGGAAGCGCCGCGCUGCAGCACCCCAGAGCGUUCCUGAAGAGGAGGGCGCCGUAGUAAAGAUUAGAUCUCCUAGUCCUGUCAUUGACUUUGACGGGCUCAGUCGACCCAGUCGUGGCACCAGAGAGCGCAGAGAGGAGACAGAAGAGCAGCAGGCUGCGCGGUUGGAACGUAUGAGCGGUGCUGUGCGCACUAUUCUAGAGUGUGUCGGUGAAGAUCCCGAUCGCGAGGGUCUUCUCAAAACUCCAGAGCGCUACGCUAAGGCGCUGCUCUUCUUGACCAAGGGAUACCAGGACAACAUUGAAACCAUGGUCAACGAGGCUCUGUUCCGAGAGGGACACAGUGAAAUGGUCAUUGUCAAGGACAUUGAGAUCUUUUCUCUGUGCGAGCACCAUCUCGUACCAUUCACCGGCAAGAUGCACAUCGGCUACAUCCCCAACGAGACCGUCAUUGGCCUAUCCAAGCUCCCCCGAAUCGCAGAGAUGUUCGCCCGUCGUCUGCAGAUCCAAGAACGCCUCACCAAGGAGGUCGCCCACGCCAUUAUGGAGAUCCUCAAGCCCCAGGGCGUCGCCGUGGUCAUGGAGUCGAGCCACCUGUGCAUGGUGAUGCGCGGUGUCGAAAAGACGACCACUAGCACCAUCACCAGCUGUGUCCUUGGCUGCUUCGAGAAGAAGUCCAAGACGCGCAAUGAGUUUCUCAACCUCAUUGGUAUCAACCGAUAA